ACCGUUGACCCAUCACUGUGGGAGCAUCCCAGUAUCGGGGUUCGACUUGGAAUAUACAAUAUGAAUUUGGUUUUAAUAACCGCUCUUAUAGCGGUGUGUAGCGCUGACAAACUUGACCGCACCUAUCUUCCACCAGCUUCAGCAAAAACCGCAGGCGGUAGCCAUGAUACCCUGCAGACGCCCUUGGAGAAUUCCUUCAAUCAAGGCCUGGGUGGCCUACCUAAAGGGAGCUUCACUAACGACUUCCAAGGCGUAGUUGUUGACGCUGUGAGCCCCGGCACCAGGGCAUCAGGAGAAGGUGAAACAGGCCUUGGUGCACCCAGAAUAGCAUACGGCUCGACAAACUCUAAAGUAGGAGAAGCUGCGUUCAGUUCUCCAGUGGGAUUCCGCCAAUUUGAUCAAUCUGGAUUCUCCGCUGAUGGCCAGACUGCCGACACGAAUGUGUCUCCUCAAGGCUUCGACCAAGGACUUCGAGGGUCUCAAGGGUUUGAGAGUAAACCAGAGAGGUCCCAAGCUGCACGUGAUCGUACAGCCAGCAUCCUGAGGUACGAGAGUGACAUCGGAACGGAUGCCUACAAUUAUGCCUUCGAAACUGACAAUGGUAUUUCGGCUGAAGAAAGUGGCGUGGCUACUAAUGGUGUGCAAGCCCAUGGAGGGUACUCCUAUACUGGUGAUGACGGACAAGUGUACAGCGUGACGUAUACCGCUGAUGAAGGAGGAUACCAGCCGAGAGGUGAUCAUCUUCCCACACCGCCUCCUAUCCCCGAGGAGAUACUUAAGUCUUUGGAGCAGAACGCCAGGGACGAAGCAGCCGGGCUGAUCGAUGAUGGCUCGUACGACGCUCAGAAAUACAAUGCUGGAGGCGAUUACACAGACGCGGGUAAUGGAGAACACAAUGCUAGACAACCAUCUCGGUUUGGAGCUCGACCUGAAUCUGAUGCGACCGCAAGUGGCACGUUCAUUAAUCAGAACAAUCAGCCAAUUGGUACACCGACUUCUAAUAAUUUACCUGGACAAGAUAAUCGUGAAUCGACCAAUGUACCUUCAACAUUCGGAUCUUUUAAUACAAUAAAUGGAUUUAACCAAAACAGACCGACAGGAGCUGGGUCUGCAAAUGAAUUUGUCAACUCAUUCCAACAAAAUUCUAGGCCAGCUCAGGAUGGUAAAACUCAAGAAUUUAAUGGCGCUUUUGAACCAAAUAAACAAUCGUUAGUUUCUACCCAAGAAAACAAUUUAGAUACUCAAUCUUCUGGAACCUUCCUAAAUGGCGAUUCUAAUCAAAGCAAUGCUCAAGGAACUCCAACAUUUGCAAGACCAAGUAUAAACAGGCCGGGAGCUAAUACACAAAGUUCAUUCAAUGGACGACCAACUACUGGCAACGUUUUUAGUCAAUCUGCAAAUAAUGUAAAUAAUUUUAAAACCCAGUCUAGCAACUCUAAUAAUGGUUUUGGUACCAAUAAUGAAUAUUUACCCCCCUCAAAUGUUCAUCAAAAUAGAAGACCUUCCCAGAAUUCAUUCCAAGCGCCCUUACAAAGCAAUGGUCGUCCUCAAAUUUCAAGUACUUCUGCAACAGCUUUUGUCUCAGGAUCUCAGAAUAAUGCGGAUAAUUCUCAAGAUAUCGAAUCUUCGCAAGAUAACCAGUUCCAAUUUUCUAACCGAGUAACGCCUAAUAGAUUUUCUUCUACUUCUAAAUUGCCACAAUCUCAAACAGACCUUACUUCUAGGCCCGCAUUUAAUAGACCUAACACAAAAUUAAGCCAGCCUAGUGCCAUAUUUUCCGAACAGUCGCAACAACCAACUUCUCAACCACAAACAGAAUUGACUACUCCCUUUGAAUCAACACCUAAUGUACAGAACAAUAAUGCUGAUCAGCAGAUACAGAAUUUUAAUCAUUAUAGUUCUCAAUCUACUAACGGUCGUCCAACACAGUCGCACUUUGAAAAUCCUUCAAAUACAAAUGGAGUAUUUCCAGUACAAUCUCCUACCGUAUCAUCUGCCUCUGCUUUUGCAUCAACUUCAACCCCUCAACGUCCAAACUUUGAUUCUAACUCGAGACCGAUUUCUAAAUUAAGUGCUGGUCAAUCUUCACAGUUUUCAAACCAAAAUCCUCAAAUUCAACAAGAUAGUUUCACACAAAAUCAAAUAACCGAUGUACAGUUUUCAUCUAGCACACAAAGACCUACUUUCAGCCAAACGACUAUCCAAGCUCAGGGCCCUGAUAAUUCAUAUUAUUAUAAUCAACCAUCGAAGACUUUUAACACUCCAAUUUCACAAAGCGAAGGUUCAAGAUUUCCGGGUCAAAGUCAAUUUAAUAAACCAAAGCAGCGUCCAACUUUAAAUACUCCUCAGCAAAAUUUCCCAGUUAAUUCUUUCCAAAGACAAAAUGAAUAUAACCGUGGAUCGUCUAGAUAUCCUAGCCCACCAACUUUAGCGCCUAUUGCACCUACAUUGCCACCACAAGGUAAUGCUUUUCCGUCAUUCAAUGGUAUAACUCAGGCAUCUGCAUCAUCAUUUUCUUCUAGAGCACCCACUGCUUCAACUCAGUUCGAUAGACAGACUACUCAGUCUGGUUUUAGCCAAAGGCCAACGCAACAGCCAUUUAGUCAGUUUAGUAAUGCACCACAUAUUCCUGGACAAAAAUUUUUUGCUAGACCAACAACAGUUCCACAAUCAUUUAAAGAUGUUUCUAGUAGUCCAUUUGGACAGCAGUCUACUUCUUUUCAAAAUCAACAGUCUCAGUUUGGUCAAAGGCCAUCAGCAAAUGUAAAUCGACCUGAAGCGCCCAAAGAUGAUUCUUCUCAAACAAUAUCGAGUCAACAGUAUGAUGGAGAAAUAUAUGAAUACAGGAAGCCUGCUGCAACUUUACCAGCUCCUACGAAUACGGAGAAUUCAGAAUCUGAACAAUCUAGUCAAAGACCUAAUCCAAGUUCAUCGUCAUCCAGACCGCAAUUUGGGCGGCCACAAGGUGAACAAAACUCCAAUGAUUUUACAAAGUCACAGCCAAAUCAAGAAAUAUCACAGUUUGGUGUACAACAAUCCAGGCCUCAAUUUGUUAAAAAUGCACAACAGAGUCAAUUUAAUAAUCAAAUUCAACCCUCUAGACCUGAAUUUGGAAGUCAGUCUGUCAGACCUUUUGACGAUAUACGACCUACAAUGGAUAACCAAUUUGCUCAAAGUACAGAUGGUCCCAAAAUUCAGACGAAUUCGGAACGAAAUCAGUUUAAUACUGCAAAUUUCCCAGGUAGUUCCCAAGACACAAGGCCCCAAUUUGGACUUGGACAAACACCAAGACCUAUUGGAAAUAUUGGCCAGGGUUUUAAUAAUCAACAAACUUCCACAGAUCAAUUCAAUAAACCCUGUUGUACAUCAGGUAACUCGAGAGUUCAACCUACACAAAGUUCUCAGUUUAGCACUACCCAAGGAUUCGGAACUCAAGAUUCCGGUUUCACUGCUCAAAGUUUCCAACCUGGUCAGAGCUCCACACAGAGUUUUGCCGGUAAAGGUGAAGUCUUUGGUGGGCCCAGGAAACCUCCUAGCUUUGACCAACAAACUGGAUAUCAUUAUUAAGUGUGUAGUGCCAUUAGGUGUUAGAUAUAGACUUUCAAGAACAGUUUUGUGGUAAAGUACUAUAAUUAUAAAGUGCCUUAAUUAAGUAUUCAUAAUGGAUAUAUUAUAUAUAUCAUAAAAUUAAUACAAUAAACGAUUUAAUAAAAUCUUACUUCAACUAGUCCUACGACAGGGGUUUGAUUUCCAUUAGAGGUUUCUUUAUCAAUUUAUAUUCUCCGAAGAGGUUCUAGUUUGUAAGUUUUCAAUGUAAGUAAUACAUUAAAUAUAUUAUGUAUUUAUUUAUAAUCUGUAAAACGUUUGAACAUAUUAUGAUUAAAAAAUGUACUUAUAUGGAAAUGUGUAAAAAUAUAGCGUUCUAAUAAAUUAUUGUGUAAAUACAAUUUAUUUUUUUUUUUUAUUGAAUUUUUUAUUUUAUUUUUUCUAAUAUUUUUUCUCUCGCUUGUUUUUAACUUUAACAUUAAGAUAAUUCUUUGUACAGUGCACGUUAUUUCACUGCAGUUCAAAAAAGGUUUAAAUAUUUAUAUAUGUUAUAUAUUUUAUUUAAUGCAAUAGUAUAUAGAACUAACAUUUUAUUUGUCUGUAAGAAACUAUUGCAUAAAAAUAAGGUAGAUAUAUUAUUAUCCAUUCGAAAUUCAUAUAAUCCAUCCAUUAGUCAUUCUAUAUUCAAAUCCUAUUUAAUUAUAAGUUUCUCCAUGAAUAAAUUUACAAUUUUGUGUUCAGUUUGAAUUGUUACAAAUGAAACGAGCAAACAAAUUACUGGAUCUGUGUAAUCGCUAUCAUCACGAAAUGCUUUGAAAAUUUUCGAUUUAUACGUACGCAAUAAAAGUCAAGGGCGAACAAGAGUUAUAUAAAUCUAUAAAAAUAAAUUUACAUCGAUUGUAAUGGUACGAGGAACAAAUAGUGAUAAAGUUUGAAUUACAUAUAUUAGAUGCUAUUCAUUUAUUUUUGAUGAAUAUUGCAAUGAAGGU
This is a messenger RNA of Galleria mellonella (greater wax moth), 4535 nucleotides long. RefSeq lists its product as uncharacterized. The record is from RefSeq and is a predicted model, not a curated record. The coding region runs from base 61 to 3567 and encodes 1168 amino acids. NCBI's taxonomy places the organism in Eukaryota, Metazoa, Arthropoda, Insecta, Lepidoptera, Pyralidae. The transcript has 3 exons.